AUGGAGGAGAGGUAUGAGGCAAUGAAGGAUCUUGGCUCUGGGAAUUUUGGAGUGGCAAGGCUGGUCAGAGAUAAGAAGACAAAGGAGCUUGUUGCUGUCAAAUACAUAGAGAGGGGGAAAAAGAUUGAUGAGAAUGUUCAGAGGGAAAUAAUAAAUCACAGAUCGUUGAGGCAUCCAAAUAUUGUCAGGUUCAAAGAGCUCUUGCUGACUCCAAGUCAUUUAGCAAUUGUCAUGGAAUAUGCAGCUGGCGGUGAACUUUUUGAGAGGAUAUGCACUGCUGGUAGAUUUAGUGAAGACGAGGCAAGGUUUUUCUUCCAACAGCUGAUAUCCGGAGUCAGUUAUUGUCAUGCCAUGGAAAUUUGUCACAGGGAUCUGAAACUGGAAAACACACUCUUGGAUGGAAGUGCUUCACCACGUCUUAAAAUAUGCGACUUUGGUUACUCCAAGUCUGCUAUAUUACACUCACAGCCAAAAUCAACUGUUGGAACACCUGCAUACAUUGCUCCGGAGGUUCUGUCACGGAAGGAAUAUGAUGGAAAGAUUGCAGAUGUUUGGUCCUGUGGUGUGACGUUAUACGUGAUGUUGGUGGGAGAAUAUCCCUUUGAGGAUCCUGAAGAUCCUAGAAACUUUCGUAAGACCAUUGAGAAAAUUAUGAGUGCCCAGUACACCAUACCCGACUAUGUACGUGUUUCUGCAGACUGCAAGCAACUACUUUCUCGUAUUUUUGUUGCCAACCCUUCUAAGAGGAUCAGUCUUCCUGAGAUAAAAAAGCACCCUUGGUUUCUGAAAAAUCUGCCGAAAGAGCUAAUUGAGGUCGAGAGAACAAACUACGCGGUAGUGGAGCGUGACCAGCCUAAACAGAGCAUUGAAGAAAUAAAUAAGAUCAUAUGCGAGGCAAGGACACCAGGGGAAGGUGGAUCCAAAGCAGGAGGUCAAGCCGUUGCUGGGCCGUCCGACUCUGGUGAUCUAGAGACUGAUUUGGACUCCGAAGUCGAUGUCAGUUGUGGCUUUUCAGGCUAUCCGUGA
Molecule: messenger RNA, 1026 nt
Organism: Malus domestica (apple)
Lineage: Eukaryota; Viridiplantae; Streptophyta; Magnoliopsida; Rosales; Rosaceae
Product: serine/threonine-protein kinase SAPK3-like
Biological process (GO): intracellular signal transduction; protein phosphorylation
Molecular function (GO): protein serine/threonine kinase activity; ATP binding
Source: RefSeq, marked provisional